CCAUUUUGUCAGUCGCCAGUGGAUCCCGCGCGCUGGAGAAGUGCGGUUCCCCCUGGUUACUAACUGGUCCGUUCUCCCUUCGCCUUGCGGGCGCCGUCGAAGAGCACUCACCACAGAUACAGCCGUUCCUCCCUACAGUGCCGCCGCCGCUAUUGCAUCCGGCCGGAGCUAGUGCGCUGUCUUCUUCCCCCACCACUGACAGGCGCCCUUAGGGAGCCGCCGUCAGAGAUGUCAAGCGAGGAAAGCUACCGGGCCAUUCUUCGCUACCUGACAAACGAGCGUGAGCCGUACGCUCCGGGCACCGAGGGCAAUGUCAAGCGUAAAAUCCGCAAAGCAGCCGCCUGCUAUGUGGUGCGCGGUGGGACCUUGUACUACCAGCGGCGGCAGCGGCACCGCAAGACUUUCGCGGAGCUGGAGGUGGUGCUGCAGCCCGAGCGGCGCCGGGGGCUCAUCGAGGCGGCGCACCUGGGCCCGGGCGGCACUCACCACACCCGGCAUCAGACCUGGCACGACUUGUCCAAGACUUACUGGUGGCGAGGUAUAUUAAAGCAAGUGAAAGAUUACAUUAAACAGUGUAGCAAAUGCCAGGAAAAAUUAGAUCGGUCCCGUCCAAUAUCAGAUACUUCAGAAAUGUUAGAAGAAUUGGGAUUAGACCUUGAGUCUGGAGAAGAAAGUAAUGAAUCUGAAGAUGAUCUGAGCAAUUUUACCUCAACUACAGCUGCAGCCUCCAAGCCUGCAAAAAAGAAGCCAGUAUCCAAACAUGAACUUGUGUUUGUUGACACCAAAGGAGUGGUGAAACGUUCUUCUCCAAAACAUUGUCAGGCUGUCUUAAAGCAGCUCAACGAACAGAGACUCUCCAACCAAUUCUGUGAUGUUACUUUGUUAAUUGAGGGAGAGGAGUACAAGGCUCAUAAAUCUGUUUUGUCAGCUAAUAGUGAAUAUUUUCGAGAUCUUUUUAUUGAGAAAGGAGCUGUUUCCAGUCAUGAGGCAGUGGUGGAUCUUUCUGGUAAGAAUUUUCUAAUACUGUUGCUUUUUGUGUAUAAAUACCUACUAGAAGAUGGGUGUGUGUAUGUCUUAGAAUCUCAGGGUGUGUGCUGCAGUGGGAGAAGCCCACUUAUAGAAGACUUACCAGAACAAAAUGGAGGCCCUGUGCCUCCGGUGGCUAGCAGCGAGGGGACCGCAACAACAGUAUCUACUGAACUUGGGGGUUGUGAAAUUGUACUAUUGGUGAAUGGAGAAUUGCCAGAAACUGAGCAGAAUGGAGAGCUAGGACAGCACUCUGAACCCCAGGUUUCUUCAGAGGCUGAAGCCACUGUGUCACCUGCAGGCUGUAUAACUGGUUCCCAUCCUGAAAUGGAGUCUACUGAUUUAGUUACAAAAAAUGACGAGACGGCAGUAGAGACUUUAAACAGAGAAGAUAGAGCAGUUUCUGAUAUUAAUCCCAAACUUUCAAAAGAGAAUGUGAUCAGUAACUCUCCAGAAGACAGUGAUAUGGGAAAUGACCCAUCAACUGAAGAUAUCUGUGCUGAAGACAUGCCAGAGCAUAUGCGGAACCUUAGCCAGUCUUUAAAAGAUCAGGAAAAUCUAGUUGCACUGACAGCAAAGCCUGACCUUAGCACUGAUGAUGAAACUUACAGAAGCAGGCUUCGGCAGCGUUCUGUUAAUGAAGGGGGGUAUAUCCGACUACACAAAGGAAUGGAGAAAAAGAUACAGAAACGGAAAGCCAUUCCCAAGUCAGCAGUUCAACAGGUAGCUCAGAAAUUAGUUCAAAGAGGGAAAAAAAUGAAACAGCCAAAAAGGGAUACAAAAGAGAAUACUGAAGAAGCAGCAUCCCAUAAGUGUGGGGAAUGUGGAAUGGUUUUUCAGAGACGAUAUGCCCUUAUAAUGCAUACACUGAAACAUGAAAGAGCUAGAGAUUACAAAUGUCCGUUGUGUAAAAAACAGUUUCAGUACAGUGCCUCCUUGCGAGCACAUCUUAUUCGACAUACCAGAAAAGAUGCACCCACUUCAUCCUCUUCCAGUUCCACGUCUCAUGAGGCAUCAGGAACGUCGUCUGAGAAGGGGAGAACCAAGCGAGAAUUUAUAUGUUCCAUAUGUGGAAGGACAUUACCUAAAUUAUAUUCUCUUCGAAUACACAUGUUAAAGCAUACAGGUGUAAAGCCGCAUGCGUGCCAGGUUUGUGGAAAGACUUUCAUCUAUAAACAUGGUCUAAAAUUGCACCAGAGUCUCCAUCAGUCACAAAAGCAGUUCCAGUGUGAACUAUGUGUUAAGUCAUUUGUUACCAAACGGAGUCUUCAAGAACAUAUGAGUAUUCACACAGGAGAGUCCAAGUACCUUUGCUCAGUUUGUGGAAAGUCUUUUCACAGGGGCUCUGGCCUCAGCAAGCACCUAAAGAAACACCAGCCGAAGCCUGAAGUUCGAGGCUAUCAUUGUACUCAAUGUGAAAAAAGUUUCUUUGAAGCUAGAGAUCUUCGUCAGCACAUGAACAAACAUCUUGGUGUGAAGCCAUUCCAAUGCCAGUUUUGUGAUAAGUGCUAUAGUUGGAAGAAAGAUUGGUAUUCCCAUGUGAAGUCUCAUUCUGUCACUGAGCCUUAUAGGUGUAAUAUAUGUGGCAAAGAAUUUUAUGAAAAAGCAUUGUUCAGAAGGCAUGUGAAGAAAGCUACCCAUGGAAAGAAAGGAAGAGCGAAGCAGAACCUGGAACGGGUGUGUGAACAAUGUGGAAGAAAAUUCACUCAGCUGAGAGAGUAUAGGAGACACAUGAAUAAUCACGAAGGAGUUAAGCCAUUUGAAUGCUUAACGUGUGGAGUAGCGUGGGCCGAUGCCCGAUCUCUAAAACGCCACGUCAGAACCCAUACCGGUGAGCGGCCCUACGUCUGCCCUGUAUGUAGCGAAGCCUACAUAGACGCUCGGACCCUCCGUAAACACAUGACGAAAUUCCACAGAGAUUAUGUGCCUUGCAAAAUUAUGCUGGAAAAAGAUACCCUUCAGUUUCAUAACCAAGGAACCCAAGUGGAGCACGCGGUCAGUAUCUUAACCGCAGACAUGCAGGAACAAGAGAGCAGUGGUCCUCAAGAACUCGAGACGGUGGUCGUGACAGGAGAGACCAUGGAAGCACUCGAAGCCGUUGCCGCUACGGAAGAGUGUCCCUCAGUGUCUACGCUUUCUGACCAAAGUAUUAUGCAAGUGGUCAAUUACGUGUUGGCACAACAGCAAGGACAGAAGCUGUCUGAAGUUGCAGAAGCGAUUCAAACUGUUGAAGUAGAGGUGGCACAUAUUUCAGAAGCGGAGUGAAUAUAGUCCUGGAGAUAAAAGAAGGGACAUGUCGUCGUAUACUGAACUCAUGGAACAUUUGUUUACAUGCUGAUGGGACUGUCUGCCUAGAGCCUGUGUGUCAAGGCUCUGGGCUCUUGGGUGCGGUUUUAACAUUUCUAAAUGACUUGUCUGGCUGAUAUGUUCUGUUAAAAAGUCCAUUCACUUACUGUAAAGAAAUUGGAAACAAAUCUCCUUGAUGGCAGUGGUUUAUCAUGGUGUACUUUUUAUGAAUUGAUGUUUAUAAAGGACUGUACUAAAUUAAAAACUGUAUAGUUUCACUUGCAUUUUGAUGUUAUUAUAUACUUUGAGUUUAAAAGGCUGCACCUAGUGGGAUUUUCUUCUUUUAUUCUCAAAAUAGGUUCUGUGAUUUCAUUUGCCCUGUUUAUAGGUUAAAAAAAAUUCUAAUAUAAAGCAUUUUAGUAGGAUGCAUAGGUAUAUUACAUUUUUAAAAUGCUUCAGAUCUGUGAUUCUUAUUAUUUAUUUUAAUCCCUCAUAAGUCAGGGACUUAUUCUGUUUUAAAGCACUUAAUGAGUUACAUGUUGUAAUCAAGUUUGCACAGUAUACUUAUCUAUAUGGGGAGCCCUUAAAUAAAUAGCUAAUUUUUUAAAUGCAUGAAAUGCCUAUUAAAGCCUUACUAUAUUACUAUCUCUUCAAGGCAAGUAAAUUGACCAUGAGCAAAGAACACUGUUAUUAAACACUGUUGAUGGGAAAUUUCUUCUUGAUAACAUGGGACAAUAAAUGAAAAAAAAAACUCAUUAUUUUGCUGAAAGAAUGAACAAGUUAAAACUAGACUUGGUAUGUUUGCAGCUUUUGUAUCAUGUUUAAUUAUUCAAUUUUGUUGAAAAAUUGCAAUUUAGAAAUAGGAUAGCAACAUAGACAUCUAAAGUGGUCCUGAGGAUACCAUAUAAUUGUCGAGUAACUUAAGAAUAGUCAAGUCUUCAGUUCAGCCCUCAUUAUAGUAUACUACUCAAAGAAAUUGAUUAUGGCCUACCAAAUUAUUGGAAGUAAAUUAUUUUUAAAAUUUACUUAUGAAUUACAUUAGAUUGUGUAUUUAUUUUUAAAUUCCCACUUCUAGAAGCUAUCCAAUUUUCUGAUUUUCAAAAUAACCCUAGGGAGAUGCCACAUUUCUCUCCUGUGGGAGACUACCACUCAAACUAUAGCUGUUAAAAUUAAACUUUUUAAGUAUUAGCAGCUAAUAUAAGGUAAAAUGAAGAUAAGCAAAUCACACAUAAAUCAUUCCUAAAGCACAAGAAAAGAAUGUGCCUUGAUGUACAUAUAUUAAGAUACAUAUUCCAGUUAACUUUAAAAAUAGCUUAAAAGAUAAAAAAUAAAUGUGAUGCCAUGCAUGCAUUAUACCUGCAUAUGUAAUAUUUGCAUUUGCAAAUUUCCCACUGUUUCUAUAGCUGUGUGGCUGACAUUGAAUUUUAAGUGAAUUGACAUACAGUCUGUGACUUUAUAAUGUCUGCUUGUUUAUCAUAUCUUUCAGUUAGUGAAAAUGUAUUUCAAUCUGACUAAAAUUUGGAAUUGUCUUUUAUGUUCCAUCUUCACUGUUGUUACUAGGUUUAGUUAAUUGUAUAAGACCAUUGAUGUAUGUCAACAAUAUGUAAAUAAAAGGUGUCGAAUCUUGUUAAAAUGCA
Messenger RNA from Suricata suricatta (meerkat), 4949 nucleotides. RefSeq names its product zinc finger and BTB domain containing 11 (gene ZBTB11). Gene Ontology annotation, molecular function: protein binding. The transcript has 11 exons. The record is from RefSeq and is a predicted model, not a curated record. Lineage: Eukaryota; Metazoa; Chordata; Mammalia; Carnivora; Herpestidae. The coding region runs from base 229 to 3291 and encodes 1020 amino acids.